UGCAGCACUCGAACCUAAACUGAGCCGUUAAUAACACGGAAGCAUAGACAGUAAACAAUUGAUCCAUUGAUCCGGACUGUUACACUUCUGCUGUCGCAACAACAGCUAGUUACCUCAACGAUUUGCUAUGUCUGGUUUUGCUUGUCGUGUAUCACAAUACCCCGUAGUUGGGGAUACUUGCAAGCUGGCAUCGGACACCUAUCAGUGGGCCAAAGGAAAGGACAAAUUGACUACAAUUUUUUCGAAAUUAGAAAACACAGCGGCUUCUCUGGCUUCUGUGAUUAAGCCUGUGUUAGAUACCAAUGUUGCACAGAAGGUUGACGAUGUUGCAUGUCAUCAGCUCCUUGAUCGCCUGGAAUCCAUCUGUCCUACUUUAAAAGAAUCAUCGACAGAAGACAUUUUGGGCCCUGUUGCUAAUCGCGCUUUAAGUCUAGCGGAAACCUGCGCUAACUAUUUUCUCCCGGCUGAUCGGCAUCCUUCGCAAACACAAGAUGAUACCGUGUCACGCACCGAGCGCUUGUCCCACCUGAAAGCUCGUGCAACUCACCAAGCUUUGUGCAUGUUUCAUGCUUCGAUCGAUCGAGCGCACCAGCUGAUGACUGGUUUAACUGAAUCUGGGACCCAAUUGUCCCAAGCGAUCCCAACAGCGUCGGUCUCAGCGACCUUAAACCAAGUCGCGUCCAUCUUGCACUUUGCUUGCAGUACCGCGAAGUCUGUCAGCGUUCCUUUAAUCGUGCAGGGACUGGACACAGUCAGAGACCAAACCGAUCGACUAAAUUCUCAGCUAAAAGAG
This is a messenger RNA of Dicrocoelium dendriticum, 793 nucleotides long. The record is from the annotation of a GenBank genome assembly. Lineage: Eukaryota; Metazoa; Platyhelminthes; Trematoda; Plagiorchiida; Dicrocoeliidae.